AUGGUUAUUAACUUUACUUGUAAACAAUGGAGUUCAGUUAUUGUUAUUUCUUCUGAAGGGGCUGCACCCGAGACUAAGCCAUCAUCAACUCAGGCCUUUUCUGUCCUCAUAAAUGCCCUGAAAAUGUUAGAAAGUUUUGGCUACACUCUUAAACACGUUGAGUCAAGGCCAUCCUCCUCUGCUAAGGAAAGACUCGAAUAUUUGAUUACAUUAGAUUACAUUGAUGCUGUGACCACUAUUGAGACACUGCGCCAACUAAUCGGGAAAGGUUACACCAUUACAUGGACAAAUCAAAACUUUAGUGAGAGGAUAGUGUGGUUUCCAAGGGACAUCAAUGAAGUAGCAAGUUGUAGUAAAGCACUAUACAAGUAUGGAUCAGAACUAUCUAAAGAUCAUCCUGGACAUGGUGAUUUGGAGUACAUUGAAAGAAGGAAGGUUUUUGCUGAGAUUGCUAUGAAUUAUAAAGUAGGUGAUGACAUUCCAAAUGUAGAAUACACUAAACAAGAAUUAGAAACUUGGAAGUACAUAUACACCCAUCAAAAGAAAUACUAUCCUACUAAUGCUUGCAUGGAACAAAAUGAAGGCAUCAAACUCCUUGAAGAACACGCUGGAUAUUGUGCUGGGGCUAUACCACAGUUAGACGCUGUCUCAAAAUACUUGAAAGGAAGGACUGGGUAUCAGCUUUGCCCUGUAGUAGGUUGGAUACAUUCAAGGGAUUUCCUCGCUCUCUUAGCAUUUCGUAUAUUUCCAUGUACACAAUAUAUUAGGCAUCAUUCAAGACCACAGUAUACGCCUGAACCAGAUAUCUGUCAUGAGUUGCUGGGACAUGUACCUUUGUUCUGUAAUCCAGACUUUGCCGACUUCUCACAGGACUUAGGAUUAGCUUCAUUAGGUGCCAGCGAUGAAUGGAUUACAAAGCUGUCCACUCUCUAUUGGUUUACUGUCGAGUUUGGGUUGGUUUGGGAGAAUGGGAAGCCUAAAGCAUAUGGUGCUGGACUUUUAUCAUCAUGUGAAGAGAUUGAGCAUUGUGUGAGUGAAAAAGCUGAAAGAAAGCCACUUAUAUGUUCAGAAGCAGUUUUGGCUACAUAUCCAGAAACUGGCUUACAGCCGUACUACUUUAUUGCACAGAGUAUACAAGAGGUCAAAAAUAAAAUGACGGAAUUUUCUAGAAGUAUAUCAAAACCCUUUAGUAUUAGUUUCGAUAAAGAGUCUUGGUCUGUUCAGAUAUCAACGCAAUAAUGAAUGAGUCACAACAAAUCAAACAUAAUUAUAUACAGAUCUACAAUGGAUGUCUCAUUAUUUGUGUAAUUGUUAUAGUUCAUAUUUAGCCAGGUGGCCAUGUCAUCUGUCUCCCUCCUAAAA
Messenger RNA from Amphimedon queenslandica, 1362 nucleotides. Its product is annotated as tyrosine 3-monooxygenase-like. The coding region runs from base 1 to 1239 and encodes 412 amino acids. Gene Ontology annotation, biological process: L-tyrosine biosynthetic process. The record is from RefSeq and is a predicted model, not a curated record. Gene Ontology annotation, molecular function: phenylalanine 4-monooxygenase activity; iron ion binding. The transcript has 13 exons. Lineage: Eukaryota; Metazoa; Porifera; Demospongiae; Haplosclerida; Niphatidae.